AUGCAGAAUGGGUACCGACAUUCUCACAGAGAAUCGAAGGCCCAUCACAAAUCAAUGAACAGUCCACGUCACGAUAGAACGCCUACUCGAGAUAGUUCUUUUUUAUCAUCAAAAAGGAGCUCAUCAAGGACGCGGGAUGAGGUGAAGGUUGCUCAGAAUAAUUGAAAAUUGUCAUAAUUUAAAUUGAAGGACUCUAAAAGCAAAGAGGAAGUAUCGCCACGUAAAAAAGCAUACCUAAAAGCCGAAAAAAGAAGACUUCGAAGACAAGCAGCGGUGAGCCUGAUCUGCUUUAGUUUUAUAAACUUCAUUGGUUUUGAAGAAAUUGAAGAAGAAAAAUAAUGCAGAGGAAAACGGAGAGGAAGAGAAGGAUGAGCCGAAGGCGGAAAGUCUGUUAUUUUGCGCACAAAAAUUGAGAAAAAGUUUUUCAGCGGACCCAGUUAUAACCGAAAAACAUUAUGAAGUCGAUUAUUUGGUGGAUGACGAUGAUACAGAUGUUGAGCAAAUGAAGGUUGUCGUUCAUUUGGACCUUCUCAUGAAUACCAAAUUCUUUUUAGAUCCCAAAAUCACAAAGGGUUGUUUGCUGGGCCAAAGAUGCCGAAAAACAUUUACUCGUAAUCUUUUUUGAUUUCUGUAAAUUGAGAUAAUUAUAUUUCUAGAAUAAAGCCAGAACUACUACGAGUCGAAUUUACGGGGAAUUUUAUGAAAAAGUGCUGAAACCGAUGAAAGAGGCCAGGAAAACUCAGGUGAGAUUUUGAUAAAUGAACGCAUCUUGAACGAAAAUUUUCAUUGAAAUGUAUUACUUUUGAUCGAAAUCGAAUUACACUAAAAGAAAGGGGGUAAAAUAGGAAAGACAAAAAAAGCUUGAAUCCCUUUGUCUUCCUUUUUUUCCUUCUCUUUUUGAAAUUUCAUUUAGGUGAACCCGGAACGUCCUCCAACGCCCCCGAUGCACGCCAAGUGCGGCUGCGGCAAAGAUUCCGAUUCAGAAGAAGUUUCUUCCGAAUCAGAAGAGGAGGAGGAGGAAAACGGACAGGAGAAUCCUCCCAAGAACGUCUUCGAUCCGAACAUGACUGCGGAUCAAAUGGCCGCGCUGACGGACAAGCAAAAGGCUCAGUUGUAUCUUCAGCGCGAGGUGGGAAACGCUAAGAGAAAUAUGUUGAAAAAAUGAGAGAUUUUUGUUCACUAGGGAAUGUUCUCAGCUCAAAAUGGGACUUCUGAAAAAGAAUAUAUCUAGGUUUUCUGGGGUUUUUUAAUAAAAGUUGAUCUACACACACACCAAAAAUGAGCUCAAUCGGAAACAUCGAUUUUGAUACUUUCAUGGGACCAUAACUUUUUUCGAAGGCCUCGAGGACAACUUUUGAGCCCAGAUUUGAAUCCAGCGUAAAAAGUACAAAUAUAUCGCCUAGGCUCAGUCGGAAGUCCCACUGUGGGCUGAGAACGUUCCCUAGUUGGAAACGGUAGUCGGAAAGGAAAGUUGAACUCGACAAAAGAAAAGUUUGAGAAAUAAUAAAAUUUUAAAGUCAACAAAACGAAAAUUGUGAAAAAAAAAUGAUAGAAGAAUAUUGGAAGUUGAAUUCGAUCGAAAAUCUUGCUAAGCCGUUUUUUAAAAAUUAUUAUUAUUUCAGGUCCACCGAAAGCGGAACCAUCCAAACGCCGUCCAUCCCGAUAUUUGCUACAAUGAGCCGGGAAUGGUUAUUUCGAAAAAGUUGAAAAAAAAUGUGAAGUCUUGGAUAUGCAGAGCAAUGACGGGCCGCUGUGUAGAUGCUCAUUGAGCGCGAAAAGCCGAGGAAUGCGCCACGGGAUUUAUCCGGGCGAAGAGCGGGUCGAAAGUUGUGAUCCCAAUUCGAGGUUUGAAGGGAAAAAAUAGAUAUUCUGGUAAAACUUUCAAAAAAAAAAAAAGCUGAAAAGUUGAAUAUUUACAGAGCUUUCGAAAUUUUCAGGUUUUUUUUUGAAAAUUGAAGCUCUAUGCGUUUCUAGUAUUUCAGCGCUUUCUACAAAAUAUCUGUAUUCUGUUUAAAAGUCUCGCUAGUUUAAAAAAAACUGAGGCGAAUUUAAGAUGGUCUCGAAGCAAAGAGCCAUUUAUACUGUUUUUUUUGAAGCAUUUAUCCGUUAUUUCAAGCACUUUUAGUGAUGUCUUAAUCCUUCAUAGCGUUGUUUUGAACAAUUAUAGUGUCAUUUUAAGCCUUUAUGGUGUAAUUAAGACUUAUAUGUUCAUUCAAGCAUUUCUAGCGUUAUUUCAAGCCUUCUUUUAGUGAUUCUAAGCAUUUUUGGCGUCAGUUUGAAAAUGAAGUUUUUCAGCAAUGGCCUCCGACUUUUCCACUAUUACUUGAAAAUAACGCCCUUCCCGUCGGAUAAUCAAAUUUCGAGAACUCUGAUCAUGGCCAAUGGGGAAGAAUAUCGAUUCGAAGGCUUUUCGGUUGGUGAAAAAAUAAAAUAAAUGUAAUGAAGUUCACGAAAUUCAGAUUUUGUCCCAUAAAAAGCUACCGCAAUACUUCCCAAGGAUGCCCGCUUCGAGAUGGUCGACUGAAUAUGAGUUCACGGUUAUUGAGGAACCGAUCCCAUUGGAGGUUUUUUUAUGGGUUUUAUUCAUGAGAUUCUGAGCUCUCUGAAAGAACAAAAAAACGAGAAGAAAAGCUCUUCAAGGGAAUUAUAAGCACUAAAAAUGAGCCACAUAAGCUUCAAAGUUAAUCUGAAAAAUAUGGUUGAAUGAGUAGAUAUAUUCGAUAUUUUCCAGUGCUUCACGGUCGGCUCUCUGGACAUGCUCUACGACAUAAUCUUCAACGAAGUCUUCGAAUUGGCCGAUGUCCAUAUCAGGGCGAAAGGCGUCAACGACGGAUGCCAGUUGCUGCAUUUCAUGCCCCGAUUCGUCUUUGAUCGAGGUUCAUCCAUUUUUCAUAUCACUUUGGGGUCUUUAGAACCUCAUUUUUGACAAUUUGAAAAAAUCGAUGAAAAAGCGAGAUUUUUGCAGAUGGGAUGGUGAAGCUGCUCUCGACCAGGGCAGUCAUGGCCCACAUCUUGUCGCGUUUCUCGACGUUCCUCUGCGACCAAAACUCUUCCACUCGUCUCCUCAACCUCAGCGACGACGAGUUCAACCGCGCAGCGAACCGUCUCAAACAGAAUAUUGUUGUUCGAACCGACAAGGUCCUGAAAAUCUUUUUUUUUCCUCAUCGGUUCCAUUCCUAUCGCAUUGCUAUUUCUGAAGAAAAAGUCAUCCAGUAUCCUGGGAAACUCUGAAAAUCGUACCGGAAAACUGGGGCUUCAUUUUGAUAAGCCAAGCUUUUCUACGCUUUUGUGAGCUUCUCGGCCGUUUUUUCUCCUCAUUUUGGGUUUUGGUGUCUCUUUUUUCGAUGUUUUUAAUCGAAUUGUUACAGAAAGUUUGAAAGAAACCUUGUGAUUCGAAAAGAAAAAAAAAUGGGAGUUUGGUAUUAAAUAAGCGGUUUACCACUAGAACAUCACGAAAUAUUGAGAAACUUGUGAAAAUUUAUUAUUUUUCUUUUUUAGAAGCCCUCGGCGAUCCGUGUCGAUGACUUGGUUCGGGUGCCCGGCAGCGGCAUUUUCAUCGUCCAUAAUACGAUCAAGUGGGUUUUCUAGGGGUUUUUACAACAUUUUCGAGCAGUUUUGAAGCAUAUUCGGUUUGAAAAUCUUGAUAUUUAUCGAGUUUUUUUUAUUCGCGAAAUUGGAACCUGAUGAAGGUGGGAACAUUAAAAAAGUGGAUUCUGCAAGUUGAAAUUAUAAGAAGCAAGAAAAGUUAUAUUUCCGGGAAUGAUCUAAAAAGUUGAUUUUCCAAGUUGAAAAUCGAAGAAGUUUUAUUUCCAAAAGAAAUCAAGAAAUUUUAGGGUUUUGGGACAUUUUAGGCAAAUUUUUGCUCAUAAUAUUGAGAAAAUCUUGAAAAUUCGAUCAGAAAUAAUUAAUUUCAAUAUAAAUCUUCGUUCAGAGUGUGGUCCUCAGAAAAGUCAAUUUUCCAGGGUUUUCAGGACAUUUUUGGCAUGUUUUUACUCAUAAGUUUCGAUAAAAUAACCUGAAAUUUUUUUAAACCUAUUAAAAUAAAAAUGAGUUUAUACAGACCCCAAGUGUACUCGUCGGCUUUCAACCCUCGAUUGCAGUAUUUGGAGCGAAGACACAACAAAAUGAAGCAUUUGGCAACUAUGAAUAGAGAAGCGAGCUUCGAUGUGGGUAUUUUGACAGGAAUACUCAUGAAAAUUGAAGAAAAGAAUAGAAAAAAAACUUUUUUUUAGGUGGAAAUCGAAAAGUUGCGGCAGGAGAUUGCUGCGAUUCGAUCUGACGGGUUCGCUUUUUUUUUAAUUCUAGGCUUUGAACAUGGUUUUCAGGCUUAUUGGAAUAAUAUCAAAGCGUGAAAAUUAGAUAUGUUGGGAAAAACAAGGUUCUGUGAAAAAAAUCAUUAGAGGCGUGUUAGAAAAAUCAGCAAUAUUCUUUAAUUUUUGAAUUUGAAAAAGUUUACUUUCUUUUUUUGUUACUUCAUGAGAAUUAUAAAAAAAUAAGGAAUAUUUUUUUAUUUUUAUUAUACAUUUUAAUUUUUUUCUUAGGCUUUUUGAAAAAAAGUACAGUUUUUUGAAAAGGAAAAUUUUUUUCCGGAAAGAUCAAGAAAAAUCAUUGGAAAAAUUUGCAGCCGAGGAAACCGAGCCACCCAAGUGCGGGUUCCGGUGGAAGGGUACCGGUUGACCGGAUUGUUCCCGGAUAGUAUCGCCCACGUUCUGAUGUCCGUCCUGGCCAUUCAUCAUAUCCGAUAUCAGAUGUCCUUGUCGGUUAGUGAGAACAAAUGUCUUCGAUGAAAGAAUUGAGAAAAAAAUCAGACAUUUCCAGAUCCCAAAGUUAUUUUUAAGUGUUUCUAUUCAAAACAGGGACCAAAUCAUAAUUUUCGCAUUUUCAAAGUUAUUUUUUUACCUGGCUCAAUAAUUAUUGUUUUCAGCAGUUCUAUAUUUAAUCUCAAAAAAGACUAUCAUUGAUUACCUUACAGACCCUGGAAACACACAUCGGCUUCCAGUUCAAAAAUAGAGCCUUGCUGGAACUUUCCAUGACCCAUCCGUCCUUCAAGAGCAACUAUGGGACCAAUUCGGACCAUGCCAAGAACUUGCUCAGCAAUUGUGCCUACAGAAGAAGAUAUAUUGUAGAGGACCGAAGGGACAAAAAGAAAGGUGAGCAAAUGCAAAAAUAAUGCUUCCUUAUUUCCAAGGGCCAAAGGGCCUACUAAAUCACUUGUUAUCUAUUAAUUUAUCUUUUUAGCUGUUUUUUGUGCAUUUUUUAAAGUUGGCUCUUUUUUUCGAACUUUCCCCAGUAUCUUUUUUCAAAAACUCAAUUUUUUCUCAGGAAUCCACAACCUCCUGACGAUCAUGUCGAAUCCAAAGUACAACUCGACGCCGAUCGCUCAUAACGAAAGACUGGAAUAUCUUGGCGAUGCUGUUGUCGAAAUGGUAAAUUAGUUUGGACGGUAUCAGUUGGAAUUUACGGCCCGUAAAUGUGUUCAAGGAGGGUAAUUUCCGAGCUAACGCUGUUAUUUAAAUCUUUCAACGGAUAAUGUAGACGUUCCUUAAAAAUAUUAGGUGUUUCUAGGAAAUAAUUCAAAUGAAAAUAUCAAAUUUUUUCAAAGAUUUAUCCGACUGAUAAAAUCAGAGUUCCUUAUCACGUUUUCCGGAUUUUUCUCUACUGGAUAAAUCAGUUUUCUUUGAAAAAUUUCCAACUGACAAAAUUAGGGUUCCUAUGAAAAAUUCAAAACUUUUCCAAACGGGGUAAAAUUGUGAACACGCAGUCUCAGGCAGUUCUAAACUUGAAGUUGAAUAUUGAUUUUCAGGUGGUCACGAAUCGUCUCUUUUUCAUGUUGCCCCAUCACAAUGAAGGUGGUCUGGCGACGUAUCGAAGCUCCCUUGUUCAGAAUCGAAAUUUGGCGUCGUUGUCUAAGGUUUAGAUGACCAUCUUUCUCAAAGAAAUGGUUCCUGUAGUGAAAUUCCGUUUUCAAAGCUUCAUUUUGCGAGUUUAAUGGGCGCAAAUCGCGCAAUAUGUUAUGUACGGUGCAGCUAAUGGACGGGUGGCUCGAGUCAUCUAGAAAUGGGCCCUGACACGUUAAAAAAAAGAAUUGCCUGGCUGGUGGAGAGAACAGACUGGCCACGGCUUCUAAGUGUCCAAAGAUAAUCGUAAAUCGGCUAAUAUGAAAAUAGAAAAUCGAGUUAUUUAUGGAGGCGAUCCAACUACGAAGUAAAGCCGAAAUUGCAUCAAAUAUAUAUAUUUUUCUGCUGAAAUGACGUAAGGAAGAUUCAAAUUUGUAGCUUUUUGCAGAGGAGAUCGAUAAUUUUGCAAUUUCGACGCUUAUUUCAACUUUUUGAAGGAGCUCCGACUGGACGAAUGGAUCCAGUUCGCACACGGCUCGGAUCUCUGCCACGAGGCCGAUUUCCGUCACGCCCUGGCCAACGCUUUCGAAGCGAUCAUGGCCGCCGUCUACCUCGAUGGGACCUUGGACGAUUGUGAUCGAAUCUUCACCAUGGCCAUGUUCGGUCACGACCCGACGCUCAAAGACAUCUGGGUCGACAUCGCUGAGCACGAGCUCAAGGUCGGGAACAUUUCCGAAGUUUUAGAGAAAACGAGAAUGAUUCUAGCAAGUAGUUCAUUCACCUUAACUUUUGCAGGAUUUUUUCAAGAUUUUUCACUUUUUUGGAAAAUUUUAUGGGAAGUCCUAGGAAAAUUAAAAAGGAUCGAACGGCUGAAAAAGAACCGAAUUUUAGUAAAUAAAAAAAGAAAAAAAACUUGUAGAAAAUCUCGGAAGGAAAUCCGGAAGAAACUUACAUUUUUUUAUUUUUUUCGAAUAUUUCAAAAAUGACUUCCUCAGGAAAAAAAUUGGAAAGAUAUUGGUUACUGAAAAUUUUACUCCACUUUCCUUUUUUUUUCAUCUUCGAAAGUGAAAGAAGCAUCAGAAAUGAAGAAAAGCCGUGAAAAAUAAUUUUUCAGGUGGAAAUGCCGGACGGCGACCGCCAGUUGAUCAAGGAGGUGGCUUCUCUGAAAAACCUCCGAGAAUUCGAAAAAAUGAUCGGAAUCAAAUUCAAACACAUCCGACUACUGGCCAAGGCUUUCACCAGAAGAAAUAUCCCUCAUAAUAAUUUGACUAAGUUUCCUUUUUCAAAAAAAGAAAGGUUAUGAAAAGAGAAAUUGAAGAGGAAACAAUCAACGGCUCGAGUGGCUCGGCGACACGGUUUUGCAGUUGGUCGUCUCGGAUUAUUUGUACCGUCAUUUCCCGUUUCAUCACGAAGGUUUAAUUCAGUUUUCAACUUUUUGACGACUUUUUGACAUUAGAUUUUGAACGGUCAAAUACAAUCGAAAUUAUGAACAAAAAUAUUGAAAGAAUUACUAAAACGUGCCCAAGUUGAAGUUUUUCGACUUUUUUGGCUCUUUUUUCUACAUUUUAUUUCUGAAUGAAAAAAAUUGGAUAAAGUUUCGCAUUCAGAGUGGAAAAUUGAAAAAAUUGAAGGUUGAAAGGAAAAUGAAAGUUCAAAAGUUAAGGGAAGUUUCUAUAAAAUGGGAAAAAAAGUAUGAGGCUCCAAAUAGAUUUUUGAAUCGUUGAGAUUUUUUUGUCAAAGAGUAAAUAGUAAUUUAUAAGUUCUGGUUUUUCUAAGAAGAAUUUUCAGAAAAUUUGAAAAAAACGUGAAUUCCUGCAAAAAGUGGCCAUUUGCAUUUGGGAUUAACCUGAAAAUAGCUUUGAGCCCUUUACUUUUCGAAAAUUAGAGAGUUUUGGAGGUUGAAACACCCCGGAUAUAUUUCUGUUAAGGAUUUUAAUUUUAGAAAAAUUCCGAACCGCGAAGUGAAAUGAUCAUCCUUGCCAGAAUCGUGAAAUUUAAAUUUGUCGAUUGAUGAGUUUCGAAACUUGCAGGCCAUCUGUCGCUGCUCCGAAUGAGCAUCGUGAGCAACAAGACGCAGUCCCGGAUCUGCGACGACCUGGGCAUUCCGAAGUUCGUGAUCCGGCCCUCGAAUCCCUCCAAAGACUCGGAACUUCGCGUCAAAGACAAGGCCGAUCUCGUGGAGGCUCUCAUCGGAGCCAUCUUCGUCGACUGCGGAAUGGAGUACUGUCGCACUUUCAUCAGAAUCUGCUUCUUGCCCAGAUUGGAUGUGCGUUUUUUUCACCUAGAAAGAAAUAAAACAAGGAAGAUUCCUUGACCUUGAGAACAAUUUACAGUUUCAAUUUCCCUUGUGAACAUCCCGUGUUCCUAGAAAUAUAAUCACAAACAAGGUAACAGCUCAGACUGAAGAAAACUAGAAAAAUUUCAUCCGAAACUUGAAAAUUUUCCAAAAUUUUCAAAGACAUAAAACGAUUUUGAGAGGCGAAAAAGUGUACAUCCCUUAGAAAACUAGACCCCUAUAGGGGGCACGAUUUUCUCUUUUAGGGGCUGUUUUUUUUACUCUAGCCCCUAUAGGUUCUAUUUGAGCUUUAGGAGAUGGAUCACGCCCUUAACCCCUAUAGAGACCACUAAAGUUUAUUAAUUCUUUCGGAAAGCUGUUUUGAGUGGGUAUUGAGAGGGUAAUGGGCAAGCUCCACUUCAGAAGUUUGCUGUGUAAUUUUUGAAAAUUCUAGAUUAGUUUAUUUUAUUGAUUUCCUUUGAAGAUUUGAUGAGCAAAAAAAUAAUAACCGAAUAUCUCAUUUUUCAAAACGAUUUCAUACCAAAGCUCAAGAAUACCCAAAUAAUUUCCAGCACUUCAUCGAGAGCAACCGAUGGAAUGAUCCGAAAUCGCAGCUGCAGCAAAAAUGCCUUUCUUUGCGCCGUUGUGACUCCAAAGAGCCCGAUAUUCCCGAAUAUCGGACCCUGAAGGUCGAAGGGCCCACCAAUACGAGAACCUACGAAGUCGCUGUCUAUUUCAGGUUUUUUUUUGGUUUAAAAAUAAAGUUGUGAAGAUUUGGGCCUUUUCCACUAAUAUAGUCUGUCCUUCGCUGCUUUUCUCUGCGCCCUCCUCGUCUGUCGACUACCUUUUCACGUUCAUAUUUCUUUUUUAAAUCCGUUUCUGACCUGGCCGGCGAGGGAACAGAGAGGCGCAGACACUUGUAAAAAUUCAAGUCGUGGUGAACGGACCAUGAAGUAUCAAGACUUCAUGACCAGAAGUUUUUCAGGAAUAAACGUUUGGCCGUCGGCGCCGGUGGGAAUAUCCACGCCGCUCAGAUGAACGCCGCCGAAAAAGCUCUCGAAAACAUGAAACAUAUGUUUCCAGCCUUCAACAAGCCCUCCAGAAAGGUAAUAUAUUAGAAAAGAUUUCUGUUGGGAAAUCGUUUUAUUUUUUUUCACAUCCAUUCCAAAUGCGACCAGGAAAGUUUUCUUCCGACUCUGAUUGUGAUCCUUUUGCGUUUUUUUUUUCAGAGAUACCGUUCAAAAUUUCUUUCUUUUGCUUGCUUCGAACUGCUUUUCGUUUUGAAGUUCUGUACUCCGUUUUUGGCGACUCGAAACUGCUUUUUUUCUCUGCGCCCUCCUCGUCUCUCGACGACCCUCUCAUGUUGCCUUGCUAUUUCCCUGUUUGACUUACCAAGUCGUUGGAAGAACAGAGAGACGCAGACGUUCGAAUACAGUCAAGUUGCGACGAACUGACUAUACUUACCAAUUGAAACGAAAAACCUAUAAAAUUAUCACUUCAGGAGCGUUCCGAGAGGUCCGAGAAGCCAGAGCGAUUAGAAAGGUCGGAGAGAUCAGAGCGAUCUGAGAGAUUUGAGAGAUGCAGCCGGAAGCGAGAUCCGCCGACGCCGAGCCCUCUGAUGGCGCCCCCUCCCUCGAAACGCUACUACCAGAUGACGUCGACUCCGCCGCUUCCACCACCUCCGACGCCGCCGCAACUCAUGUCCCUGAUGCAGACGAACAUCCCACCGCCUCAGUUCUACAUGUAUCCCCCGCCUCAGAUGCUCUACCCGACCCCUCUCAUGUCCAUUCCCAUGCCGCUGAUGCCGCCACCGCCACCCCCGCCGAUCAUUCCCACCAGGCGCUAUUGA
This is a messenger RNA of Caenorhabditis auriculariae, 9961 nucleotides long. Lineage: Eukaryota; Metazoa; Nematoda; Chromadorea; Rhabditida; Rhabditidae. The record is from the annotation of a GenBank genome assembly.